Molecule: messenger RNA, 1119 nt
Organism: Rhipicephalus sanguineus (brown dog tick)
Lineage: Eukaryota; Metazoa; Arthropoda; Arachnida; Ixodida; Ixodidae
Exons: 4
Coding region: 1-1119 (372 amino acids)
Source: RefSeq, a predicted model, not a curated record
AUGGCGGAAUUUGACAGUGUCGAGAAUCGCACCCCAGCCGUUCCGACUCGCAGCGUUUCCGACUCGCAGCCUUUCGACGAGCUGCUGCCGACAUCAUUCCUACCAGAUGUGAACGGAACCGUCAACUUCAGCUGGAAGCUGAUGUCUGCGACAGUGCCCACUGCGGCUCCCUGGGCUUUGUGUCCCGGCGUGAUCCGCUCUGUUCGACUCACAGCCAAUUCACUGCCCAUCAGUGAGCCGCCUCGGGUGCCAUCAAUGUCAGAUCUGGACGCCACGAACUACCUCGUCUGGCAACCAAGGUCGGCAACAGCGACGCUGGGAGCGCGCACCACGGGAUAUAAUUGCCAGUCUGGUGCCUCCCACUUCGGGCUUGACACCGCAUCGAAAAUGCCACGCUCACAGCCCAUGUUUUUCCAGACAUUGAUCCAAUCAAUUCAAGAUGCUCGUCUCCUGGAAAAGAGUAGCCGGCAGCAGAGCAAAAGUACUGAGUGGAAGAAGGCCCGAACGUAUCGCCUGACUGCCUCCAACUUUGGGACUGUUGUUGCCCGUGAGAAAUGGACACCGAAAGGACUGCAGAACGUGACAAGUGACAAGGACCUGUCACGGGUGAGGGCUGUACAGUAUGGCAUCUCCAAUGAGCGACAGGCAGUACGGCGAUACGAGGCGGCACUUCGCACUGUUUUGCACGACGUCCAGACCUUUCACUGCGGGCUGGUUGUAAGUCCAACAAGCCCAUGGCUCGGCGCUUCACCAGACCGGAUUGUGUGGGACCCACAAGAGAACUCCCAUGGCAUCAUUGAAGUGAAGUGUCCAUAUUCGAUGAAGGACAUGGAUGAGCCAACCACUGAAGGAUCGUGCCUGUACAAGGGUACUGACAAUGUUUUCAGGCUUGAUCGUCGGCACGAGUAUUAUUAUCAGCUUCUUGGGCAAAUGGCUAUCUGUGGGCUUUCCUGGGCAGAUUUUGUAGUGUACUCUCCCCAGUUUCUUGUGGUUGAGAGAAUCAAGUAUGAUGAUGCAGCUUGGCAGCAAUGCAAAGUGCAACUGAAGAAUUUUUAUUUCAGCACAUUAUUGCCAUAUUUUGCAAGCAGAGAUCAUCCAUUGCAACCAAGCAACUCGUAA